UUUAACAGUGACAUGACAUUGGUACGCGUUCGUUCGCCGGCGGAGUUCCAGCCAGUCCAGCAACUCUGCAAGAUGUACUAAUUUGAUUGAAGUAUUUUGAAGAUUCAUUUACGAAUUUCGACGUGCAUUUAUUAUAUGUCUGCAGCUUUAGCAAGUUUUAAACCUCAUAGAAAAUGAGUUUGGAAUCAAUUAAAUACCAAAGAGGUACCUUGGAGAUACUCGACCAACUGUUGCUACCUUUGCAAACUCGCUAUGUCAAGGUACAAGGAGUUGAAGAUGGUUGGAAAGUUAUAAACAAAAUGCAGGUCCGAGGAGCCCCCGCCAUAGCAAUAGUUGGCUGUUUGUCUCUUGCCAUUGAGUUAGAAAAAGACAACUGUAUUGAUAAGAAGGUCAUGAGGCAAGAGAUAGAAGGCAAGCUCAAUUACCUGGUGUCUGCACGGCCGACCGCCGUGAACAUAAAAUUAGCAGCAGAGGACCUGAUAAAUUUAGCUAAUACUCUAAGCGCCGACGAAAAUGUCUCGCCGAGCGACUUCAAAGAGAGAUUCAUCAGCAGCAUAGAGGGCAUGCUUGCGAAAGAUAUAAAUGACAACAAAGCCAUAGGAAGCUUUGGACGAGACGCCAUCUUGAAGAAUUUGGACGGCGACGGCCAAGUUAGGAUCCUAACACAUUGCAACACUGGGUCUUUGGCCACUGCGGGCUACGGCACCGCUCUUGGUGUUAUAAGGGCUUUGAAUGAAGUUAAACGUUUAGAACACGUAUACUGCACAGAGACACGGCCGUACAACCAAGGCGCUCGGCUCACAGCAUACGAACUGGUACACGAGAAGAUUCCUUCCACCCUCAUUGUGGACAGCAUGGUGUCCGCUCUCAUGCAUCUCAGGAAGAUCACCGCCGUGGUCGUGGGUGCUGAUCGUGUAGCUGGCAACGGCGACACGGCGAACAAAAUAGGGACGUACCAGAUAGCGAUAGUGGCGAAACACCACGGCGUUCCAUUCUAUGUCGCCGCACCUCUCACUUCCAUAGACUUGGCGCUCACGUCUGGAGACAAGAUCAAAAUUGAAGAGAGGCCUGAUAGGGAAAUGACGCAUAUUGGGGAACAUAGGAUCGCUGCCCAGGGCAUAAACUGUUGGAAUCCCGCGUUUGACGUCACACCCGCCAGUCUCAUCACCGGCAUCAUAACAGAAAACGGAGUUUUCGCACCAGAUAGGUUAAAAGAAUCUAUUUUAAUAUGAAUCAUGUUAUUAUUGAAACAUUAAGAGGAAAAUAUGCUUUUUUCGAAUACAGUGAUAUCGCGUUUGUAUUUGUGUGAGGCUUAAAUAUUGGAAAAUUGUAUUGCACUUUGAUCCGUCUGAAAUAUGCUGACAACUGGAACAUUUUUUAUAAUUUUACCUGUGACAACGCCGUUGCGUGUUUGCCUUUAGUGAUGUGUGAAAUAUACAGACAAUCGAUCUAAUCUAUAUCUUCCUUCACACAAAUAACGAAUACAGUGCUUUUGCCAAUAAAAGCUAGUCAGUUAAAGCUCCUGGUCUCGUGCGUAAAUUCGAGAUAAAAGAAAAUUGUAUCCUGUUUUUCUAACAUGUCACCUCGGCUAAAUACUUAGGAAUACUAUUCCUAUGGUAUAUCGAAACAAAGUACUGUAAUCUGUCAAUGCUUCAAAUAUUUUACAAACAAAACCGGCCAAGUGAGUAGGAUUUGCGUACGAAGUUUGCUGUAUCAUUAUCGAUAAAAACGGCAAAAAUCACGUUUGUUGUAUGAGAGCCCAUCACAUGUUUAUGUUAUGCUUUUUCUGAAAUACAACAUCUGUGAAAAAGACAACUGUCUAAUAAUUAUCACGGUUCAUGAGAUGCUGCCUGGUAACAGACGGACGGAUAGCGGGCUUAGAAAUAGGGCAGGAUCCUAUUUACCUAUUACUUCUUUUACCAUUGGGUAUGGAACCGUAAAAACUAUUCACUUUCAAGGUUUCUAUUAAUCAUUUGUAUAUUAUACUUAUUACGGAAUGAAUGAAUUUAUAAUGCAAAUAUGACGAUCGUUUUUAUACUUAACCUUUUAUUAGCAGCUUGACCAGCAUCAUUAGGUUAUACAUUCCCAAUCAUAAAUUUCAGUAAUAAAUAUUUUAUUCAUGAAUCAUGAUACACUUUUUCUAACAAUGCUCAAGCACAUUAAUUCGGUGACAAGAGUUUUUUGUCUGUCUGAUUAUAUGCGAUAAUUGAAUUGGUUUGUAAGUUGAUAAGUAUAUUCGAUUUGCAACUGUAGAGGCUUCCAAACUGUAAAUAUUAAAUGAAGGAUGUACUGCCAAAAAUUUGUAGUCUAUAAUAGAUUUUGGUGCUAAUACAUUUUAUACUGAACCAACAAUGCUUUUAUACUGAAAUGCUUUAUGAAUUUUAUUACGUACCUUCUGUAUGUGAAGGUUGUUUAUUAAAGUGCCUUGCGAAUACUUUAGAUCUAUUAAGAUAUAUACUCACAAAAAAUACCAAAGAAGAAUGCUCAAAACUCAGCGCGGCCAGAAAAGGACAUAUACCCACUAUAUGUAGGUAUAUCAGAUAUUUUUAUAUUAUAAAACAGUUAUAUUCUAUUUAUGUAUUUCUAACUAAAUUACUAUAUAAAAUAACUUAUUCUAAAGAAGUUUUAUUUUUUCUAUACACAACACACGGACCUUUAGAAAAAAUUGCAACUUCACACUAGACACUGAAAUUUUUAAGUAUAUUGUAACAAAAUUUCUAAAUUCUGACAUAUAUUGAUACUUGUUUCUUUUUUCUGUUUUCUCUAGAUUUUUUUCCAUACUUUUGUGAGCAUUGUCCUUUGUUUAGUAGGAUAAGUAAAUAAAUAUACACAAUAUUGACAUGACAAUAUUGUGUAUAUUAUUAAAUAUUGUAACUUUUAGUUUAAAAUCAAUAGCUUAUUUUUGCACAUUAUUUUCAUAAUUUAAUUCAGUACCUACCUUAUAGCUACAAAUGAGUGUAGAUAUAUAAUGUACAGUCAACAGCACAUCAAGUUACCCUGUCUGUAUGAACCUCUAUGACGGUAACAUUGUUUGCAAUGAAUUUUGGUAAGUUGAUGUGCUGUUGACUGUACCUACCUUGACUGAUAUUAUACUACAACUAUAUUGAAUAUAAAUAAUCUGUGCCUGAUUGAACGUAAUUGUACUAUUCUGAUAUUUAUUAUUAAAUACAACUUUAUACCUACAUAAUGUGUAUUAAAAUAUAAAUUGUUAAAA
Plodia interpunctella (Indianmeal moth) is the source of this 3214-nucleotide messenger RNA. RefSeq lists its product as uncharacterized. Gene Ontology annotation, molecular function: S-methyl-5-thioribose-1-phosphate isomerase activity. The record is from RefSeq and is a predicted model, not a curated record. Bases 174 to 1232 code for a protein of 352 amino acids. NCBI's taxonomy places the organism in Eukaryota, Metazoa, Arthropoda, Insecta, Lepidoptera, Pyralidae. The transcript is spliced from 8 exons.